AUGAUCGCUUCAAUCCAAGGCUUUGGCGAGGACGGAGCCAAUGGAAAUCUAUGUAAUGGGACGUCAAACGGGUUACCAAAAAAUGCUGCAACAAAGGAAAACAACUGGCAGCAGCCGGGGCCGGCCGCAUUCGACUUUCGCAGCGACAUAAUGACUACACCCACUGCGCGAAUGCUCGACGCCAUCGCCGCAACCACUCUCCUCGACGACGACUUUCGACAAGACCCCACGACGUUGGGGCUCGAAUCGUGGGUCGCGCAACUGACGGGCAAAGAAGCAGGUCUGUUUGUCGUCAGCGGAACGAUGGGAAACCUCCUCAGCAUUAGGACACAUCUCCAAGGCCCUCCACACAGCGUCAUGUGCGACUACAGAAGCCACAUCGUCACGCAUGAAGCUGGAGGCAUCGCGAGCCUCUGUGGUGCCAUGGUUCAAACCGUCGAGCCGGCUAAUGGGCGCUACUUGACCCUGGAGGACCUCGGCAAGAAACUGAACAGAGGAACCCUCGUUACAGACUGCCCGACAAGGCUGGUAUCGCUAGAGUGUCCCCUCGGGGGUGUCAUCAUGCCCCUGUCCGAGUGUCAGAGGAUCAGCAAGUGGGCUCGGGAGCACGGCGUCUUUAUGCAUCUCGACGGAGCUCGUCUGUGGGAAGCCGUUGCAGCCGGGGCGGCAUCUUUGCAGGACUACUGCGCGUGUUUUGACAGCGUUAGUCUCUGCUUUUCCAAGGGCCUUGGAGCUCCUAUCGGCUCCAUCAUAGUUGGAACCGAGGUGUUCCGCGAGAGGGCCAGAUGGCUUCGGAAGUCUAUCGGCGGAGGCAUGCGCCAGGCUGGAGUUGUGUGUUCGGCAGCUCGAGUAGCUGUGGAAGAUACCUUUUUGGGUGGUAAGCUGCAAUUGGCGCAUUCACGGGCGAGGCAGAUUGCCCGUCUGUGGGAGGGAUACGGUGGCAAGCUGCUCUACCCGGUUGAGACAAACAUGGUUUGGCUGGAUCUUGACGCUGUUGGGAUGAGCGAGGAGGACUUUAUCAAGAGGGGCGAGACAUUUGGACUUGGGCUCAUGGGAAAGCGGCUAGUCGUUCACUACCAAAUUAGUGACGAGGCGGUUCGCAGGUUGGAUGAGUUUCUUGGAAGCUGUGUUGUUCAAAGCACGUAG
Messenger RNA from Metarhizium acridum CQMa 102, 1146 nucleotides. RefSeq lists its product as uncharacterized. The record is from RefSeq and is a predicted model, not a curated record. Gene Ontology annotation, molecular function: L-allo-threonine aldolase activity. Gene Ontology annotation, biological process: L-threonine catabolic process; glycine biosynthetic process. Gene Ontology annotation, cellular component: cytosol. Lineage: Eukaryota; Fungi; Ascomycota; Sordariomycetes; Hypocreales; Clavicipitaceae.